AUGAAGCUGUUCACUUAUAUACUGGUGGGCCUUGUUCAUUUGGCCAUUGGUGUGAAUGCUAAAAGAGUUUUGAAAGCCUCUUCGUUAGUGACGUGUAUGGAGAAUUCACUGCUAUCUGCCUCAUACUUUGAUGUCAUUUUCAACCCAGAUGAUGGGUCUCUACAUUAUACUUUGGAUUUCACCUCUGAAAUCAGUGAUUAUAUCAUUGCAGAUGUGGAUGUCUAUGCUUAUGGAUUCAAAAUCAUUUCAAGAAAGAUUGAUCUAUGUUCUUUGAACUGGAAACAAUUCUGUCCUUUGUUUCCAGGUAGUGUCGAAGUUGACUCUAUUGAAUACAUUAGUAAAGAAUAUAUCAGUCAAAUUCCAGGUAUCGCAUAUACCGUUCCAGAUAUUGAUGCUUUUGCAAGAGUUAAAAUUGAAGAUAGAAAUGGUACACAAUUAGCUUGUAUCCAAGCUUUCUUCACAAAUGGUAAAACCGUUUCUCAAACAGGUGCUAAAUGGGCCACUGCUGUCAUUGCAGGGUUGGGUCUUUUAACAAGUGCUGUUGCUUCAGCUUUUGGUAAUUCAAAUGCUGCUUCUCAUAUUAGUGCAAAUGCAGUCUCAUUAUUCUUAUACUUCCAAAGUGUUGUUGUCAUUGCAAUGCAACAUGUUGAUGAAGUCCCACCUAUUGCUUCAGCUUGGGCUGAAAAUUUGGCUUGGUCAAUGGGGCUAAUUAGAGUUUCAUUCAUGCAAAAAAUCUUUAGAUGGUAUGUUCAAGCCACUGGUGGUACUCCAACUUUGAAUCUAACCUCCACCACUAUUAAUAUCUUGGUGCAAAGAUCCGUUGAUUAUGUUGGUGCUGUUGCUAAAAGAGGUGUUGAAUUAUUCAAAAGAGAAAAACCAUUAGUGUUGUAUGGUAAUGCAAAUGUCUUGAUAUUCCGUGGUAUCAAAAGAAUUGCUUAUAAUGCUCGUAUUGAAUUAACUAGUGUUGUUUGUACUGGUUUUACAUUCUUUGUUUUAUGUGCUUAUGUUUUGAUUGGAUUAAUUUUAGUUUUCAAAUAUGGUUCAGAAUUGUUUAUUAGAGCUGGUUGGAUGAAAAAUCAUAGAUUUUUAGACUUUAGACAAAAUUGGAAAUCAAUCUUGAAAGGUGUCUUGUCAAGAUAUAUCUAUAUUGGGUUCACUCAAUUAAUUAUUUUGUCAUUAUGGGAAUUUGUUCAAAGAGAUUCACCAGCUGUUAUUGUUUUAGCUGUGUUGUUUUUAAUUUUUGCCUUGGGUAUCUUGCUAUGGACUUGUUUCAGAGUGUUUUCAUUUGCUAGACAAUCUAUCAAACAACACAAGAACCCUGCAGCAAUCUUGUAUGGUGAUCAAAAAUUCUUGGAUAAAUAUGGUUAUUUCUACACCAUGUUUAAUGCUAACAAAUAUUGGUGGGGUAUUGUCUUGUUGGGUCAUUGUUUGAUUAAAGCAAUUUUCAUUGCAUUUUGUCAAGCUUCUGGUAAAACCCAAGCCAUGGUUUUCUGGAUCGUGGAUAUGGCUUACCUUGGUGUUUUAAUUCAUUUCAAACCUUAUCUAAACAGUCCAACAAAUAUUGUCAACAUUUUGAUCCAAUUAGUUACAACUAUCAAUUCAUUCCUAUUUGUUUUCUAUUCAAAUAUUUUUGGCCAACCAGCUGCAGUUGCAUCAAUCAUGGGUUGGGUUUUCUUUAUUUUGAAUGCUGCAUUCACUGUUAUCUUAUUAAUUUUAACAUUAGUUGGUUGUGGUUAUGUCUUAUUCUCCAAGAAUCCAGAUACAAGAUUCAAACCAGCAAGAGAUGAUAGAACUUCAUUCCAAAGAUUUAGUCAUAAUGCUGGUCAAAAGGGCCCAACUGCUGAAUUGAUGGCUUUAGGUUUAACUGCUAAAGAUCAUAGUAUGAAUUGGGAAAAUGAAUUACAAGAUAUGAAAAAAUCAACUUAUUCAUCAACUAAAAAUCCAUCAUCUUCAACAACAGGUGCAGAUGAUGAAGAUAAUACUGUUCCAAUAGCAGAUGAUGAAAAAGAAACAUUCACAGGUAAAGUUGUUCGUAAAUUAACCGGUGGUAGAUCAUUGAAGAGAAAUAAAUCUAAGAAUAAUAAAGAAAAGAGAUUGUUAUCAGAUUCAAGUUAUUUAGGACAUCAUGGUGAUGCUGAUCAUGAUGACCAAGAACCUGAACCUCCAUUACCAAAAGAACAAUUAUCAAAUCUUCAUAGAAAAGAAGAUUCAUUGGCUUCAUUUGGUCACGCUCAAAAUAGAAUUAAUAAUGAUGAUAUAACUUCUACUAAUGAUUUCAUUGGAGGUGGUAAGAACAAUAACAGCCACAAUAAUAGAUACUCACAAAAUGAUGAUUUAAAUGAUUUGGAUGAAGCUGUUCCUUAUACCAAGUUUUAA
Molecule: messenger RNA, 2376 nt
Organism: Hansenula anomala
Lineage: Eukaryota; Fungi; Ascomycota; Saccharomycetes; Phaffomycetales; Wickerhamomycetaceae
Product: transient receptor potential ion channel family protein
Exons: 1
Coding region: 1-2376 (791 amino acids)
Biological process (GO): fungal-type cell wall biogenesis; transmembrane transport
Source: RefSeq, a predicted model, not a curated record